Mucor velutinosus is the source of this 1185-nucleotide messenger RNA. RefSeq lists its product as uncharacterized. The coding region runs from base 1 to 1185 and encodes 394 amino acids. Lineage: Eukaryota; Fungi; Mucoromycota; Mucoromycetes; Mucorales; Mucoraceae. Gene Ontology annotation, molecular function: phosphatidylinositol binding. Gene Ontology annotation, cellular component: early endosome. Gene Ontology annotation, biological process: intracellular protein transport; endocytic recycling. The record is from RefSeq and is a predicted model, not a curated record. The transcript has a single exon.
AUGGCAAACAAUAUUCAAUCCAUCUUUAUCAAGCAAACAGAAACAAGACACGAUCCAAAGGCAUACACUGCUUAUCGCAUCGACAUCCAAGCAGCAGUUCGUCAAUGGCACAUUUGGAAGCGAUAUUCUGAUUUUACUAAGCUCCACGAGCAGCUCACUCACACAUUUCCUGACGUCUCUCUACCAGCUCAUCUGCCGCACAAGCGCAUAUUUCCGCCCACCUUCCACUCUUCUGAUAGAGUCGAGGACCGUCGCCAAGGACUGGAAGAUUACCUCAGAACACUGUUAAGCUGUCGUGAUGAUCGGUGGCGUAAAACGGACAUUUGGAACGAUUUUCUUGCAUUACCCGAGCAGAACAACACAACAGCAACCUCACCCUCUUCCUCGCCCGCCAGGGCCAAAGAGCCCAUUGUUACAUUUGGAUCUUGGCUGGAUGAAUACGGUGAUUUGCUCACACUUUCCAGGGAAAUUAGAUCUCUGAUCAACAGCCGAAAUGCACACACGAGUCAGCAAGAGGUUUCGGAUGCAAUGCAAUGUGAAGUAAAAGCUAAAAAGGGGCUGAUGACGCUUAACGCACGUCUUUCCAUCUUGGAGGCCAGUCUCCAUGACAACCAAGAUCAAUUUGUCGCUGAUGGUGAGGCAAGGAGAAGAGAAGACAAACUAAAUAGUCUCAAGGUGGAGAAGGAUGUGCUGAUACAGCUGGUCAACGCUACACGACAAGAUUUGACGAAAUCAGCAAAGAAGAAGCCUGUAACAACUGCUGCAUCGGCCGCUGCUAUUAGACGAGACAACAACAACACUAACAAUUACGGUGAUAUUGGGUUUGAUCAGCAGCAAAAUGUAAGGAGAGCUGCUACGACAGGCCACAACACUAAGGCAGGCGGUGGAAGAGCAUUUGGGUCUGCCUUGUUGAAACAACAGCAACAACAAAAACUGCAAGAGACAGAGUUUACCAAAGGUUUGGAUAAUCAAGAGCUGUUAAACUACCAGACACAAGUGAUGAAGGAUCAAGAUCUCCAUAUUGAGCAAUUUAGUCAAUUGCUUGGACGUCAAAAGGAGCUGGGAGUAGCCAUCAACCAUGAGCUAGAGAACCAAAUCGACGUCCUGGAGAGCCUUGAUAUACAGGUCGAUAACACCCAAACAAAACUGGCCUUUGGCAACAAGAAACUAUCAAAGAUCAAAUAA